Messenger RNA from Pseudomyrmex gracilis, 7548 nucleotides. RefSeq lists its product as uncharacterized. Bases 1077 to 6779 code for a protein of 1900 amino acids. Gene Ontology annotation, biological process: termination of RNA polymerase II transcription. NCBI's taxonomy places the organism in Eukaryota, Metazoa, Arthropoda, Insecta, Hymenoptera, Formicidae. The transcript has 9 exons. Gene Ontology annotation, molecular function: 5'-3' DNA helicase activity; transcription termination site sequence-specific DNA binding; protein binding. The record is from RefSeq and is a predicted model, not a curated record. Gene Ontology annotation, cellular component: nuclear body.
GUCGAAAAUUUUAUCGUUAUUGCCUGUUCCGUUUUCUGCACUGAUACACAUGUGUUUUUGAGUGUUAGAUUCCGGUGUUCCUACCGUUAUUUAUAAAUAUAACCCUUAUAAAACCAGUGUUUCUUUCGCUAUCGCUUUCUUCCGUGUGCAAGGGGCUUUAAAUAUAGUAUAUAACCUAAUCUAACCUAUAAAUUGUUUGCGUUCAGCAGACCAAGCUGCUUUGUAGCAAUCGAAUGUGAUUGGCUCUUACUUUUAGAACCAACUAAUCAACGUCGAGUGUUGACAAGACAACAACUCAGCAAUUGUUUAUAUGGAUGUUCACAGGAUGGUAAAAUCCAGGUUUAAGCUGUGUUCCAGAAUUGCUGCCGGCACGCUGCCAGUGCUAAAAUUGUACAAUAUACGUGACGUAAACUAUAGAUCUUUAGCGCUGGCAGUGAAUUUUGGAACACAGCCUUAGUCCACAACGAUUGAAUAGGCUGGGUCCACAAUAUCGAAUCAAAUAGAUUACAUUCGACGAAUCGACCAAUGUGAUAGAACACAGACUUGUGCUCGCCAAUGUCAUUCACACAAGUGGACUUUUAUAUGAUACAGUGAUUUUGAGAAGUUCCAAGUAUACAUAACAUGCGCAAGCCAAUCUUCCAUAUAGAGAAGUUGUAGAUCAAGCUUAGAUUAUUUGUUGAAUUUCCCGCGCAGCUAACUUUGUAUUUUGUUCUUAUGUCUUAUUGCGUACUUUGAUACUGGUGCUUCGUAGUAUAAGUUUUGUUUUUGAUUUCUCAGCAUUUUUCUUCUUCGAUACAAAAGAUGAGAUGAAAUACACGUGUAUACACGUGUGUAUUUUUUUGUUCGUUUAUUGUAACUAUAUUUUUUUCAAGUAUAAAAGCACACACUUAUAAGUAAAACUAUUCUGCAAAAUUAUAAACUGAUCUCUGAUUGCAAAGAACGGCGAAAGAAAAAGAGCGCGAAAGCGACACUGAAAUACGUCAUUGAUUUGCGAAGGUUGGAAUGUUACGCUUGGAAACGUUACUUGUAAACGUUUCUUGUAAAAUUAGUGUCUCAAAUCUAAGUUUUUCGUAACAAUGGAAUUUGUAUUGGAACGACAACACACGAGAGACAGAUCUCGUUAUGUUUUUAACGAAACCCGUACCUCACACACUUGUGGUAGAGGUAAAGACAAUACAAUUCUAUGUAUCAGUCUGCUUGUAUCUCGUAAACAUUGUAUGUUUCUUGUUUGCAACAAUAUGUUAUAUGUUGUAGAUUUGAGGAGUUCAAAUGGUGUUUAUAUAAAUGGUAGACUCCAGAAUUCUAUGGAACCAAUCAAAUUAAAUGAGAAUGACAUUAUUGGAAUUGGCACUCCAGAUUUCAAUCCAAAUGAUGAUGAAAUAUUUUCUUACAAAGUUUACACUAUUCCAGCACCUCUAAUUGAGGAAGACAAUGAAAUUAGCAUUUUAUCAAGGACAUUUGUUACUAGAGAAGUGCGAAAGACACCUGAAUCUUCUACAGAACGCGUAGUAGGAGAAAAAUGUAAAUCUAGCUCAACAAAUUGCAGCAAUAUAACGUCAUGUAAAAGACAAAAAUGUUCAAUUGAUCAUAGUGUAGCACGUAAUACUUCAGAAGAUGAGUCAGAUGAUGAAAUUGAAAUCCUUCAUGCAUCACUUGUAAAUAAAAUACAAAAGCAAUUUAGAGAUAGUGACGCGUCUACAUCUACAAAAUGUUUAAAUAAUAAUAUCAAAUUAUCUCCCAAUAACAAAAGCCAUACAAAUUUUCCAAAUAACAACAAUGCAUCAGUUUCCAAUGACGCGUCUACAUCUACAAACUGUUUAAAUAAUAAUAUCAAAUUAUCUCCCAAUAACAAAAGCCAUUCAAAUUUUCCAAAUAACAACAAUGCAUCAGUUUCAAAUGACAAAUUUCAUACAAAUUUGCCUAAUAAAAACAAAAGAUUGGAUUCCAAUGAUAAAAAUUGUAAAAAUAACAUAAAAGACAACAAUCAAAAACAAAAGUCUGAUUUAAAUCACAGAAAAGAUGAUGAGGAAAUGUGCAUUUGUAUUGAUGAAGAUGAUACGGACAACGACAAUGACAGAGAUAUGAAAGAAAUGCACAUUAGAGAAAACUCACCGAACAAUGCUGAACCACAUAAAAAACAUAUCUUAGAAAAAACAUUGAACAACGAUAAUAAUCCAAACAUCGUUAGCGAUGCAAAACUCGAAAACGAAAUGCAGACGGUAAAUGAGAAAACGAAUAAUCAUAAAAGAAAUAAUCAUGAAAGAAAUAAUCAUGAAAGAAAUAAUCAUGAAACAAACAAUCAUGAAACACCUUGUGACACACCUAGUAAAAUAGUAAAGCAAAUAAAACGAGAACCGAUGACACGAUUUUCCGAAGUCAAUGUUGUGGAGUUGUCGAGCGAUGAGGAAGACAGCAUGUUUCCAUAUUCUCAAUUGUUCGAUAUGAAAAAGGACAACACAGAGGACGACAAUACAGAGCACAAAGUCGAGAUUAAACAGGAAUGUACUGACGAAAAUGUCGAAAAUAGUGAAAAGAUUGGCUUGCUGGAUAUCGAUGAUGAGGUUAUUAUUUUAACAGACACCGAAGAUGAGGACAAUCCGUGGUUGGAACGGUUAUCCAGAAGUCAAUUGCUCAACGAAGAAAAUGAAAAAGAUCAAGAAGAAAAGCACUCAAACAUUCUUUUUGAUUUGAGUGAUGACGAUAAUAACACCAAUACGUUAAUGGCGAAAAUAAAUGCGAUGGAUAUAGACGAUGUGAGUUCUCCCAACGAAUUUGAUAUGGCAAACGCUGAUGACACAAGUAACAAACAGGAAAUAGAUACAGAGAAUGAUGGCGAAUUGGAUAAAAGAACAGAAAAAGAUACUUCAAGCUCACCUGUAUCAACGCCGGUAGUUGAAGCAAAACAAAAAAGAGUUAGAAAAACAGUUACAACACCUCUAAAAUUAAUUCCAAUAAUAGAACCAAUAAAGUUAGGACCUGGGAGAAGACAACGAUGCAAAUAUAGCAAAGAUCGAAAAGCAACACCGAAAGAGAAGGUGAUAACAGAAGAGAAGAUGUCGAAGUUGAAGGAAAAAUUAAAAGAUGACUUUUAUGCUAAGAAGCAGAAACACCGUAAAAAGAAGUCUGAAUCAGCAUCUGGCAGUCAUUCACCAAAUGAAGCGAAACCUGGACCGUCUAUUUCUAAAAGCGAAAAACGAGUGAUAAUGGAAAAGAGAAAGAUGAAAUUAAAGGAAAUAGCUGAGGAAAAAAAGAGACAAGAGGCUGCGAAAAAUAAUCGGGAUGUUACACGCAGAAUUGCUAAACCAAGAGCUAAACUAACAUUAAAAAAUCGAGGUGAUUUCCUUCUUCCCGAGCAAGAUCUCGAAGUAGAUACUGAGCCAGCUGUGACUCCAUCACAUUCAGAUAUAUCGGCAGAAGUGCCAAAAUCGAGUAACGAUGAGUCUAAACAGCAAUCAGAUGAGACCAUGUCAAAAGAGUUUGUUACAAUGUCAAAAUUGAUUGACGAUCAACUUAAGGUUAAAUUAAACAAAACUGAUAAGCCUAAAGAGUUAAGAGAAAAAUCAAAAUCGAAUAAUGAUCGAUCUAAGUUAUUAAAUAAAACUGAUGUGCCAAGAGAGUUUGUUGAAUCAAAAUCGAGUAGUGAUCGAUCUAAGCCAUCAAACAAAACUGAUACACCAAAAAAGUUAACAGAAUCAAGGUCAAGCAAUAGUGAUCAACUUAAGAAGUCAGUAAGUAACACUGAUGCGUCAAAAGAGUCAACCAAAUCAAAAUCGAAUAAGUUAACAGAAUCAAAGUCGAAUAAUAAUGAUCACCCUGAGAAGCCAGUGAGUAAAACUGAUGCACUAAAAGAGUCAACCAAAUCAAAAUCGAAUAAUGAUCGAUCUAAAAAGCUAAUAAACAACACUGAUGUACCAAAAGAGUUCGCCGAAUCAAAAUCGAACAAUGAUCGAUCUAAGAAGCUAGUAAACAAACCUGAUGUGCCAAAAGAGUUUGGAACUUCCUCUGACACGGUAGAGCGAAAAUCGUCUGAGACUCAUGCGAUAAAUAAUAUUGCCACAUCUUUACAACGGUCUCUAAACUUAGAUAAUACUGAGAAAAGCGCUGAAGAUAACGCAUUUUCCAGAACGACCAGCGAAGAGAAGAAGAAGAAGCGUAGAAGUAGAAGUAGAAGCAAGGAAUCGAGAAGAAGUUACGAGAACACACGCGAGACCGUUACCAAUCGUGUGUUCGAACCAAAGCAAGACGGAUUUGACAAAUAUCUUUCCAAUGUACCAAAUUUUCCGCCGAACAAUAUGAGAUUGAGUUCGGAACGGAAGAAGAACAGAGUGACCUUUUCCGACAGAGUGGAGGUAAGAGAAUACGAAAUUGAUUCGCGUAAUUCUUUGAAGAAGUUAGUGGGAAAAGAUGCACCUAUACCUGCAAAUAAAUUGGUAAAAAAAUCUCCGAUAACAGAAUGGAGACCCAAACUCGAAGAAUUUCUACUGCGCAUCUUCAUGUGGAAUCCCGUUUGGCUCGAGGAACAGCGCAACAUAAGGGAGGAUCCGCCGAUUAUAUCACCGUCUGAGCUUCAAAACAUGCACUUGCGCUACGACUCUUACAAACAAUAUUAUGACGUUGCGAUGCCUCUUUUGUUGCUCGAGAUCUGGCAAAUCAUGACAAGAGAAUUCGAACAAGUCAGAGAGAACAAAAUGAAACGCGCCACCGCUGUGUGUUCUAUAAUCGAAAAUUCGAUCACUCGUACUCCUAUACCAUCGACCAAUCUGUUCUUGACGACUUUGAUGAUAGAGGUACUAGUCAAAAAGGAGGAUUUCAAUGCCAGAACGCAUCCUGUUUACGGGGAGUUGGUGUUCUUGGAAUACGUGAGAAAGAUAAACGGCAAACAGAUCUUCUUUAAGGUAUUCGCGUAUGUGAUCAAUAUGCAUCAAACGAUUCUCACAGAUUUCACACAUUACAAUAGAAAUUUACGGAAUCACGUCGACAAUCCGUUUGCUGUGAUAACUUAUACUCUGUGGACACGACCCGUUGAACAUGACAUUCCCGUAAACCGGGUACAUCGAGUCCGAACAGUCAUGUAUCUACGACCAAGUAUCAGAAUGGUACAAGCGCUUCAAUAUCUUCCACAAUCGGCUCUUUUGAAACCAAUUUUGAAUCCGAGAAUCGAGGAUUACGAAUUACCGUUAAUGAGCGAGCCGUACACGUGCUCCUCACUGGUCACAAAGGAUGAUCUGAAUCCGAAACAAUUGGAAGCUGUAUUCAGGGUGACCACUGCCGUAUUGAGGAAAGAAGCUAAACUAUGCUUUAUUCAGGGGCCGCCGGGAACUGGUAAGUCCAAAGUUAUCGUAAACUUAGUGACUCAGAUACUCUAUGGCGAACGUAGAUACGAGUACAACCAUAAAUCCUUGAGAAUUCUUGUUUGUGCGCCGUCCAACGCCGCUAUAGACGAACUCGUGUUACGGCUUCUGAAUGUCAGGUCAACUUUGAAUCAUAAACGCUUCAAUAUGGUACGCAUUGGUCGGCCAGAAACUAUGCAUCCACUGGCUAAAACUGUUUCCGUUACGGAUCUGGCGAGACGACACCUAACGAAAAUGACGCAAAAAUCAACUUCAUCGGUCGAUGCCAUGUCUAACGCUGAGGACAUAUCGAUUGUGGAAGCGCGACUCAACUCGCUUCAUGCCGAACUAGAAGGUCCUCAGCAGAUGCCAGAAGAAAAGAAAAAGAUACUUGAACGAAAACUACUUGAUUUGAGAACGAAAUAUGAACUGAUGAAGUAUGGCAAAUCUUACGAGCAACUCAGUUUAAAGGAGCGUGCCAAAUUUGAACGCAUGUCGGAAAACGUGAUACUUGCGGGCGCGGAUGUAAUCACUUGCACGCUCUCGUCUUGUUACACCAAUCAGAUGGAAUCCUUAUUUGGAAACUACAAGGAAAAGAUAUCUGUUUGCAUUGUUGAUGAGGCAACGCAGAGUUGCGAGGCGGAAACUUUAAUACCAUUGAUGUUGGGAGUGAAAACUUUAGUUUUGGUUGGCGAUCCGAAUCAAUUGCCUGCUACCAUUUUGAGCCAGCGGGCUAAGAAGAUGGGUCUCGAUCAGUCGAUAUUUUCCAGAGUGCAGAACGUCUUCUCGACGGAAUCGAACAAUCCUAUAAUAAUGCUGGACACGCAGUACCGUAUGGAAUACGCUAUUUCUUACUGGCCAAACAAAUACUUUUAUCACGGAAAACUGAAAAAUGCAGCUGGACAUCGAACAAAAUUCCCAUUUUAUCCUUACAGAGUGUUAGAUCACGAUUCUGCACAGAACAACGACAAAUUCUCCAACACGACCGAAGCAGAAUUCGUGGCCAAUAUAAUUUACGUUAUGUUGAUGUUUCCAAAGUGGGAAAAUAUAAACGCCGUUAUUUCAAUCGGGGUUCUCACGCCAUAUAACAAUCAAAGAAGUCUUGUGUUAAGUAAAAUUAAUGAAAAAAUAUCUUCCGUACCUGAGGCUCUCAGAAAAAAAAUUAGCUUUGAAGUUAACACGGUUGACGGUUUCCAGGGCCAAGAGAGAGACGUUAUAAUAAUGUCUUGUGUGAGGAGUCAAGGUAUUGGAUUUUUGUCGGAUAAGCAGAGACUUUGUGUUGCCCUCACGAGGGCGAAACAUAGUUUAAUAUUGUGCGGAAACUUCAACACUUUUAUGAAAGAUCGAAUGUGGAACAGACUUUUAGCCGAUGCACGUGACCGUGGUGUUAUAUGUAAAGUUAAUGCCAAUGCAACACCCGCCAAUAUUAAACAAUUUAUCGUUAAAUAGAAAAAAAAGACUAUAUUUGUAUAUUUAUAUGGAAGAUAUAUUUAAAUUCAUUAUGUUGUGUUGCGAGAGUGGCUGGAUCUGUUUUGUAUAUUUUUUUUCUCUCUGCGUGUUCGUCUUGGUUGUUGACGAGGUCACGUCCCGCAAACCGGAUGUACGAAACGCAUUGCGCUGGAGUGCGCUUUUUUGCUUUGACUCUUGCUGUCUAAUUUGUCUUCCAAUUUGUCUUCACAAGUCGAUAAAUGGUAAAUAGUGUUGGCGUGACUUUUUGAGUUUAACAGAUCCAAUCUCUGUAAAUUGGACUCGCGGUUUUACGGCAGUUUUCCGCACGAGAGCAUUAUUAUCGAUUUUUAUUUGUUUUUAUAACUUAAAAAAGAAAAAAAAACUACUUGUGUUCAUUAUUUGAGUAUUAGAAUUUUUGCCUCAAAGUAUUUAUAUUUUAUAAGAUAAAACAUUAUGAUUACAUUAUGAUUGUAUAUACGUACGCGUAGCUGAUGUCCUACUAUAGGCGCCCUCUACCUCAACAUGUAUCUUAUCGAAUGCUUUUAUAUCUGCGCCGAUAAGCGCAUCUGUUUGAUCGAUCGUCAAUUAUCGACUAAAUCGCCAUGUAUAUACUAUUAUACAUACGUGCACUAUGCAAUAUCAAGAAAAAAUAAAAUAAAAUUAUAAAAUUGUUUUUACUGUUUUCUAUAAAUAAUUCCGCUCAAUCAAAAACAAGGCAACACGUUUGGCACUCGAAACAUUUGUUAAUUUUGAAAGUUUGUUAAAAUGA